Molecule: messenger RNA, 1593 nt
Organism: Seminavis robusta
Lineage: Eukaryota; Bacillariophyta; Bacillariophyceae; Naviculales; Naviculaceae
Source: the annotation of a GenBank genome assembly
AUGGAUGAGGAUAAUACCAAUAGCAACAGCAACCAGAAUGUGGCUAUGGAGCAAGAGGCGAUAGUAUCUCGGUUUGCCUCUUUGAUGGUCUCCCAAGCAAGCGACUUGCCGCCGCAGCCUAUGAAUGAGUGGGUCAAGAAUGACCUUCUACGAUGCUUGGGCGAUUCGUUGAGUGAUGAUGUGGUUGUUUGUACUUUGCCUUGCCUGGACGUGAAAGUAACAGAGAACAGUGAAAAUCCUCUCCCCGAGGUUGGACAACACAUGGGUGAGAAAGAGAGAGCCGCAAGCAUGAAGGACCAAAGUGGUCUCCAUCCCAUCAUGGAAGCCUCGGUACUUAGCUCUGGAGCAGAAGCGACUACGGACGGUGCAACGAAGGAAGUAGUGGAGAAGAAGCCCACACAGACGACUACCUGCAACACUUCCUCCUGGACAAAGGCAACGAUCGAGAAUGCGCCGAGUGCACUGUUGAAGAAUGUCGCGGAUUCCUUCUCCUCCCUUGUGGAUUCUCGGGUGCGAUCUUGGACGUUGCUCAUGCUGAAACAGUCUUUAUCGUCGGGAGACAGCGCAAGUCGCACGAAUCUGCUAAAGAUGCUCUCUGCUACCAUCAAGGUCGCCUCUUCGAUGUCGACGUUUAAGACUCUUCCGUUGCCUCCCAGUGCUGGAGGCCAAUCGAAAGAGGCCGACGUAAUUCUACCCCUCAUUUUUGAGGUCGCGAUCACUAUCUCCGUCGGUGACAAGUCCGAGCAAGUUACUCUUCGAGCACCGGGAACUGUUUCAGGUAAUUUUGCACCGGAGAGCCCGAAAGGACUUUCAAAAGUUGACAUUCGAUUGGACUCCAAAGCACUUCUUGGAUCCAUGGCAGAUAAGGCCCGUCUAGUAGUUUUCAAGACAGUGGCAAAUGUCACAUCGGCAGAUUUGAAAGCCAAAAAGGCCGAAGCCGAAAAGCCGUCGGCUGCUCCCAUUGGUGCGCUUUCCGGUGGAUUCAGUAGUUCAUUGAGGUUGACUACGGUGCAAGCCACCAAUUCUCCGCGGUUGGCAAAGGCACGACAUUCUGCACUCAAACUAAAUAGCGUUUUGCAAGGCACAACAGCUGGCAAGAAUGCCGAUUCGGGUGGGAUCAGGAAGCAGCGUUCUGUUCAAUGGGAUCAUCCAAUGGAGCUGCCAACCAUCAAAGGUUCCAGUUCGACGCCGCCAGAGCCCAAAAAGGCACGAGUUGCGCAGACUGCUACCCGUCUAAAGAGUUUCAAAUCGUUUGGACGGCCUCACGCUGAAGAUUCAGCGGCAGGCCCCAGAAACGCCACAUUUGGCAAUUUUGGCCGCGGACCUAUAUGGGGACGGGAUGGCAAGUUGGCAAAUCAUCCGAUGCCAGUCAAUGCAUUGGAGAGACAGCGUAUGGAUCUUAUGGGUGCCAAAGUUACAGGCAGCGUCAACGCGACAUUUGGAUCACCUACGUCCAUUAAUCCUCCUUCUAGAUUAACCGCAGCGGGCAGGUCGGGUAGCAGUGGCAACAUGUCAGCAAGGCUUCCAAGCAGCAUUCCAAGAACUGCCACUGCAUUGGAGAGUUGGUUGCUCAAUGCCUCGGGUGGCAGUUGA